AUGCUGACAAUUCAGCUUUUCAUCCCUAACCUAUCAAAUAUUCAAUCAAAUUUCAUCAAAUCCAAACUGAAUUCAGCUAACCAAUCAAUUCACAGUGAUCCAAGUCUCUCUUUUUUGAAUUUCCGGAGCUUUGCCAGUUUGGAGCCCGGUGACGCGCUGCUCUCGGGCUGCGACUCCUAUCAAUUUCCUGACUCACUAUACUACGAGCGUGACAAUGCUUGUGCGCACUUUGGCGACUACGUACAAGUCAAACCAUUAGCCCCAUGCUUCAGCACUGGACACAUCUCGCCUAUGGCUUCGACUCCUUCCAGCCGCGGUCGGUCGCCAUCAGCAGCCGCGAAUGUCGUUCUUCCAUACCGCAUGCACGUCUCGCAGCGAUAUCUGGACCUCACGAGGCAGAAACUUGACAUUACACGGCUACCGAGAGAUCCAGAGAUGCAACAGUACCAGCAACGAUCACAAUUCGGGCUCUCGAAAGCAGCAUUGGAACCUCUGGUGGACCACUGGACUGAAGAUUACAGCUGGCGUGCACAGGACGCCUACUUUGACAAUACUCUUCCACAGUUUCGUGUGGUGAUACAUGGCGCCCGACUUCAUUUCAUCCAUCGACAGUCGCACCGUUGGCGGAUGCCAUCCCGCUCUUUAUCUAAUAUGAUUGACGCGCUGUGCAAUCCGGUCUUCACGCCACCAACAGGCGACGAUAAUGUGCCCGCUUUCCACGUAGUUGUGCCGAGCAUUCCGGGCUUUGGCUUCAGCAACCAGGUCAGCGAGGAGAGCAACAACAUUUCUACGACAGCGGAGUUGUUCGACAACUUAAUGAAGAGUCUUGGCUAUUCGCGGUAUAUCACGACUGGUUCGGGAUGCGCUAAUCAGUAUCGUAGGGGACUCAACAUUUGCCGAUUAAUGGCACUCACGCAUAGUAAAAGCUGCGUCGCACUUCACACGGCGAACCCCGAAGUACCUGAUCCACGGUCAUCAUUGAACCAGGACAACACGGUCGACCGUCCAUUGCAAUGGGAAAUCAAAGCAACUGACUAUGAGACAGAGUUAGCUUCAACUACAGCCCUCAAGGACUCUCGGUCCCAGUGCAUCUCGCCUCCACGAACUCCAGGUGUAUAUCAGCAGACGUCGCAACGUCCUCAGACAAUCGCUUAUGCCUUGUGCGAUUCUCCGGCAGGCCUGCUCGCAUACAUCGUCGAUGUGAUACAACCUUAUCGAAACCCAUUUAUGCGAACAAAUGACGAUGCUGCGGCUGGUCUUCAGGGGCCUUGGACGCCUACUUCACUAAUCAACUGGGCCAUGCUAUUUACUGGUGCAUGGGUAGCUAACAUGACAGCAGGUAUUGGCUUCCUGCCCAUGGUCUCCCAACUCUGGAUGACACACAGUAAUACACCUCUCGCAAUAUCGCAAUUCUCCGAUCAGAACAGUCCACCGAUAGGACCUGUCUGGGCGGAAGCAUAUCACAGAAUUGCCAUGAUCCGAAGAAGACCAGGGAGUGCUCGAUUUCCGGCAGACCUAGAAGUCUUGGUCGGACCUAAAUUCUUUGGAACAUAUGAUUUAUCUCCGUCACCAAUUGGACAUUGGGCAAAGAAUGUCUGCUUCAUAUACAUACAUGAAUGCCAAAAGCACGCGCCCUGA
Pseudocercospora fijiensis CIRAD86 is the source of this 1638-nucleotide messenger RNA. RefSeq lists its product as uncharacterized. The record is from RefSeq and is a predicted model, not a curated record. Gene Ontology annotation, biological process: epoxide metabolic process. Gene Ontology annotation, molecular function: epoxide hydrolase activity. NCBI's taxonomy places the organism in Eukaryota, Fungi, Ascomycota, Dothideomycetes, Mycosphaerellales, Mycosphaerellaceae. Bases 1 to 1638 code for a protein of 545 amino acids. The transcript has 10 exons.